Ectocarpus siliculosus is the source of this 754-nucleotide messenger RNA. NCBI's taxonomy places the organism in Eukaryota, Phaeophyceae, Ectocarpales, Ectocarpaceae. The record is from the annotation of a GenBank genome assembly.
CUCCCCCCCGACAAGCACCAUGGACAAUAGGGCAGACUUCAUCAGCCUAGCAGGGCUUAGACCCGACGGGCGCAGAGGCCGCGAGAUUCGCCGCGUACGAUCUCGCUUCGGCGUGUUCAAGGGUGCGGAUGGGUCGGCGUAUCUGGAGAUGGGCCAGACGAAGAUCAUCGCUAUCGUCAAGGGGCCUCGAGAAGUGACCCGAAGACAAGACCGCAAGUAUGACACGGGGAUCGUGAACUGCGAGUACAACGUGGCCCCCUUCAGCGGCAGCGAGCGGAAAAAGCGGCGUCCGACGGAGCGGAAAGGCAUGGAGAUAGCGCUAGCCGUCAAGGAAGUGUUCGAGGGGGCCAUCAUGCUGCACCUGUACCCCAGGACUCAGAUCGACAUCUAUCUGCACGUGAUCCAGUCGGACGGAGGCGUGCUGCCCGUCGGGAUCAACGCGGCGUCGCUGGCCCUUGUCGACGCGGGCGUGGCCAUGUCGGAUCUGGUAGUGGCUUGUUCCGCGGGAUACCUCGACGGCAUGCCAGUCAUGGACCUCAACUACGUGGAGCAAGCUCUCGGCGGCCCCUACCUCCCGGUUGCCGUCUUGCCGGAGAAGGACAAGCUCCUUCUCGCCAAGAUGGAGUCGCGUUUGCCCCUCGAGAUAUUCGAGGAGGUUCUUCGAGCCGCCACGGACGCCUGCCAGCAGGUACACGAGGUGCUGCGAGCCGCGGUCAAGGAGCACGCGGGCGCGCUGCUCAGCUCGCAGAUUUAG